Molecule: messenger RNA, 13554 nt
Organism: Megalops cyprinoides (Indo-Pacific tarpon)
Lineage: Eukaryota; Metazoa; Chordata; Actinopteri; Elopiformes; Megalopidae
Product: basement membrane-specific heparan sulfate proteoglycan core protein-like
Exons: 88
Coding region: 356-12532 (4058 amino acids)
Molecular function (GO): calcium ion binding; protein binding
Source: RefSeq, a predicted model, not a curated record
CUUUGGGCAGUGAUUCGAGUAUCCCGAUGGAUUUGGAGUUUCAACGACUCUGACAAUGUAGUGUCGGAGUGGAGGUGAAAGCGGGUUUACGCGAAGAAAGGAUUUCUUUUUAAACAGGCUUUUAUUCAUAAAAUAGUGUUUUCUUUUCUUGUAGCUAGGCUGCCAAGAGACCUGUGCGACGUUGAUGAAGUCCUCGUCGGGCGCUGGGCGAAUAGACAACUGCGGGCUUGCACCAUCAGAAAGUGCAAAAAAAGUGCACGAAAUUACUUGCCGAGUGAUCAUAAGCGAGAGACACUGAUUUUUGUCAUUCUUUUUUUCACCCAGCGCGUGAAUUCUGUGCUGGGUUGGGAAAAGAAUGGAGACGCGGAUAGUUCGACAUAGAGUCUCCGGACUUAUCAUCUCUUUCGUUUUAACCUUGCGUCUGAUACAUGUGGCUCAGGGCUCCAGAGUGUGGGGAGACUUGGCACUGCCAGAAGACCUCGAAGCGGGGCGGGGCCAUCGGAGGUGGGAGCGAUACCUGGCCGAGUCGGACGACGAGGACUUCGCUGUGGAGGAGCCCUCUGGAGAGGAGCCCAGCGGGGAAGAGGAUGGGAGUACACCGGAGCCCCCUGAGGUCACCCCCACAGCCAUCGCCCCCACAAUCUACUACCGUGCACUGGUAAACUUCACGGACUCCUUCCCAUACAGUCCAGAGCUGGAGGACAUUUACUCGGACACAUUUCAGAAAAUCUCAGACGACAUUGUGACCUCGUUGGAGGCUCUGUACAACCAGAUCACAGGAGUCCAGACUGUCAAUGUUGUACUCAUCAAGAAACUGGGCAAGGACAUAUUCGUGGAGCUGGACGUGGGGUCAGACUACAACUCGGAUGACAAGGAGAUCCGCGAGGUCCUUCAGACUGCCGUUAGGGAGAGCUCUGUGGCCUCCUUCAGGACCUCCGAGCAGGGCUUCCAGUUCCGACGCCUCGGGGAAGUUGUGCCGAGUCGGCGGGCCUGCAUGGAGGACGAGUUCAUGUGCCUGGAUGGGGACUGCAUCCUGCUGGAGUAUCUGUGCGACAAGAGGCCUGACUGCCUGGACAUGAGCGACGAGCUGGACUGCGACCAGGUCGUAAUUCCCACAACUACACUUGCUCCAACUCCUACCACCAUCGAACGCAAAGUCCCCUCACCCCCAGUGCUCGGGCCCUGCCGGGUGGACCAGGCCACGUGCCCGACCGGGGAGUGCAUCCCACGGGACUACCUCUGUGACGGGGAGAAGGACUGCCCCGAUGGCAGCGAUGAGCUCAAGUGCGGAACCCCAUCUCCCUGUGAGCCCAACGAGUUCAAGUGCCAGAACGGGCGCUGUGCCCUGAAGCUGUGGCGCUGCGAUGGGGACAAUGACUGUGGGGACAACUCCGACGAGAGCUACUGCCCCACCAAAGGCCCAGGUGACACCUGUGCUCCUGAGCAGUUUGUGUGCCUGGGCGACCGCACCUGCAUCCCAGCCAGCUACCAGUGUGACGAGGAGCCGGACUGCGCUGACCGCUCGGACGAGGUCGGCUGCGAUCCGCCCGUGGUGACGAGCCCGCCGGAAGAGUCCAUCACGGUGGCGCGGGGGGAGACAGUGACCUUUACCUGCAUGGCUGUGGGUGUUCCUACCCCCAUCAUCACCUGGAGGCUGAACUGGGGUCACAUCCCCGUGAGCGGCAGGAUCACCAUGACCAGUGAGAACGGGCGUGGCACCUUGGUCAUCCGGGAUGUGAAGGAGGCAGACCAGGGAGCAUACACCUGCGAGGCCAUCAAUGCCAAGGGCAUGGUGUUCGGCAUCCCAGAUGGAGUCCUGAGCCUCAGCCAGAACCCAGAUGACUGUCCCGAUGGACACUUCAAUGUGGCGGGCAAUCCACGCUGUGUCCCCUGCUUCUGUUUCGGCAUCACCAAGUCCUGCCAGAGCAGCAGCCGCUACCGCAGCCAGAUCCGCCUACGCUUCAACCAGCAGGGCGACUUCAAAGGUGUCAAUGUGUCCUUCCCCUCCAAGCCGACCGUCUCCCCUCUCUCCAGCAACCAGCUCCUGAUCAAUCCCAAAAUGGAGGAGUUUCAGCUGGUGGACCUGUCCCGGCGCUUCCUGAGUAUCGAAUCCCAUUGGGCGCUGCCUCGCCAGUUCCUGGGCAACAAGAUCGACUCCUAUGGGGGUUUCCUGAGGUACAAGGUGCGCUAUAACCUGGGUAAGGGGGAGUCGGAGCCACUGGAAAGGCCGGAGGUUGUCCUGGUGGGGAACGGACGGACCCUUGUCUACCGCCGGGGCACUGCCACGCCCCCGCGAACCCUCACCCAGAAAGCAAUCAAGUUCACAGAGGAACACUGGCAGCACUCGUCCGGCCGCGCGGUGGCACGCGCCGACCUGAUGAUGACCCUGGUCAAGCUGGAGAGCAUCAACAUCCGCACCAUGUACGACGGUCACAUGAUCAGCGUGUCGCUGAGCGACAUCGUCAUGGACACCACCAGCACCGAAGGCAACGGCCGCGCCCUGGACGUGGAGGAGUGCAGGUGUCCCAAAGGAUACUCGGGCUUAUCGUGUGAGGUCUGUUCCCUCGGGUUCGAGCGGGUGCCUGGCGGCCCUUACCUUGGAACCUGCGGAGGCUGCAACUGCAACGGACACGCCAGCGCCUGCGACCCUGUCAGUGGCCACUGCCUGAGCUGCCGGCAUAACACGGAGGGGCCACAGUGUGAUAAGUGCCGCCCAGGCUUCUUUGGGGACCCCAGGCGAGGCAAACCGGACGACUGCAAACCAUGCCCGUGCCCCGUCACGGACAUAUCUCGCCGGUUCUCUGCCACCUGUUUCCUGGACACUGACUCUAAGCCCACGUGUGACGCGUGCCGACCUGGCUACACCGGACGCCAGUGUGAACGCUGUGCGUCUGGCUAUCAGGGGAACCCCCUUCUACCCAACGGCAAAUGUGUUCUAAAACCUGCAGCAAGCUCAAAGUGUGACGACAGGGGGACUCUGAAAUCGAACGGCAGGCCGUGCACCUGCAAGUCUAACGUGGAAGGGGCUCUGUGCGACGAAUGCAAGCCGGGCUCCUUCCACCUGACGGCGGACAAUCCCGACGGCUGCCUGCAGUGUUUCUGCAUGGGGGUGACCAGGACCUGCACCAGCUCCACCUGGAACAGAGACCAGGUGCGGGGUGGCACCAACGGGCAGCUCUUCACCCUCUCCAAUGGAGCCAACACCAGGACCAUCACCGAGGGCAUCAUCCAGAAGGGCUCCUCUGAGGUGGCCUUCCGCUCCUUCUCCAGUGUCCCCAGUGACAUCUACUACUGGGUCCUGCCAGAGAGCUUCCGGGGUGACAAGGUGACGGCCUAUGGCGGGGACCUGCGCUACACAGUGCGCUAUGAGCCCCGCCAGCGCUCCAUUGUGACCGCCGGACAGCCAGAUGUGGUUCUCCAGGGCAACGGCAUCUUCCUAGAGCACUACUCCAAAACCAAGCCCCUCCCCCGCGUCCCAACAACCAUCACCGUGCGCUUCAGGGAGUCUGCAUGGAAGCGUGCUGACGGGCAGCCCUGCACUCGUGAGCACCUCCUAAUGGCCCUGGCUGAAACUGCGGUCUUCAUGAUCCGAGCCACCUACGCCGACAGCAUGUCUGAGACCAGUAUCUCGGAAAUCCAGAUGGACAUCGCGGUGCCUCGCUCCACAGGCAACAAGCCGGCCCUGGAGGUGGAGGAGUGUGCCUGCCCCCAGGGAUACAGAGGGCCCUCCUGUCAGGAGUGUGAUGUGGGCUACAGCCGCACCAGCUCAGGGCUUUAUCUGGGCACCUGCGAGAGGUGCGACUGCAACGGGCACGCUACCAGCUGCGACUCCGAGACCGGGGAGUGCCUGCAAUGCCUUCACAACACGGUCGGGCCGAACUGUGAGCGCUGUCUGCCUGGUUUCUACGGCGACCCUACGAUUGGCGGCCAAGAUGCCUGUCAGCCAUGCCCCUGCCCUGGUACCUCCUCCAACAACCAGUUCUCCAAGCAAUGCUACUUGGACUCAGACAACCAGCCUACUUGUGACAGCUGUCCCCCUGGUUUCACUGGCCGCCGCUGCGAGAGGAGGGGAGAAAGAACCGUGAACACGUGCAAGGACCUGUCCCUGAACGGGAGGAAUGAAGGGUUUAUCCCGCUGGCAUGCAGCGAAGCCGUCUACAACUUCGGCCACCAGAAGAAGGUCAUGGUGGACGGCAGCGGCGAAGGCAGCCCCGAUGAGGAGCACGGGGGCGGCCGCGUGACCUCCGGUCCCAUCGACGUGGGCAUUUCGAAGGUCCCCUCCCGCACCCUGCUCUCCACCACCAUGCAUAGCCUCCUCCCCACCAGGUGGCACACCACCCCGACCGCCCGCUCGGCCGCCGUCAGCUUCAACCGGACCGGCGUGCGUGUCCCCUCCCGCUCUACGCCCAGCCCACACACUCGCCACCACAGCUUCCAGUUCCUCCUGAGGCUGUCCAUGAACAGCUUCAACCGGCGCAUGAGCAUGCUGGAGGGCAACAGCCUGGACGUGAAGGAGAGCAUCCAGAGCAUGCGGGCACAGCAGCGGCAGCUCAGCUCCCAGCUGGAGAAGCUCACCGAUAUGCUCUCCGCCUCCGAGAAGCGGGACAGGAUCAUGGAGCUGGAGAGGAACUACACCGACAUGGAGGUCAGGCUGAGCCGGCUGGAGGGCAAGCUGGAGAUCCUCAUCGAUGGCUUCACCGCCCUGGCUCAGGAGAUCAACAAGCUCAAGCGCUCCAAGCACUUCUCCCGCUCGGCCCAGGAGCCACACCACCCGCCCUUGGUCACCACCCUCCCCGCGCCCGCCCUUGCCCUCACCACGCCUGCCGGGAGGACUCCCACAAGCACGGUCGCCGUGCGGAGGAGGACGACCACUUCGGCAAGCUUGUCAACGUCCACCAGCGUCACGACGCAAAGGACAGUGACUGCCCGCCGCCCCAUUAAAAAGCACAACACGCCGGUCGCUCCAAAACGAACUGUCCAAGCUCUCAACAACAACCCCAGCCAAGAAGAAGAACCGGAAUGGUUUCAAGAGUACUGCUCAGCCCAGUACUGUGCCGAGACCAGUCCAAGAACAAACUCCUACAACGCUUGCUCCAACGAAACCCCCCCGCUCAAAUCGCCGUGUGCUGCAGGUUACAUAGGGAACCCAGUGCUGGGACAGCCCUGUAUCAUCAGCACGGGGAACUGCAAAGCCUGUGACCCAAGAGGAAGUGAUGGAUGUGACUCAGAUGGCACCUGUCGCUGCAAGACGCACACAGAGGGUCCCUCCUGCAGCUCAUGUAAGCAGGGUCACUUCCACCUGAGCGCCGAGCACAAGGAUGGCUGCCUCCCCUGCUUCUGCAUGGGGGUCACCCAGCAGUGCUCCAGCUCCGCAUACUACCGGCACCCGGUCUUGUCAGCCUUCACCCCAGGUGACUUCCAGGGCUUUGCGCUGGUGAACCAGCAGCGCACCGACCGCAUUGCCACAGGCUUCACGGUGGAGGUGGACACCGACGGCACCCAGCUCUCCUUCAGCAACUUCGGCAACCUGCACCAGAAAGCCUACUACUGGCAGCUUCCUGAAGCCUACCAGGGGGACAAGGUAGAGUGCAAGGCCAACAACAGCCAAAAGCUUGGCCGCCCCCUUGCCAUUUUGGACACAGGGCCAGGAGAUCCAGUCAAUAUGUCAUCCUCCAAUGAUAAGCGCCUGGACAAUGAGAUGUGGGAUCUCAGUUCCAGCUCCUCCAAUCAGCCUGCAGUCCCAGGGCCCCACUCCUCACUCACAUCCUCCUCCUCUCGCCACCUUGGCCCCCCAUCUCCGUCAGGUUUGUGCGCCCCGGCCCCUCUCUCACCCCUCUCCCGCUCCUCCUCUCACCAGCUCGGCCCCCCGUCUCACUCAGGAAUCGCUCAACCAAAGGAUCAGAGUCCUGCUCAAGAGCUCAUCGGUCUCUCUUUCCCACGGGGGUGUUCACAGGGCAGGCGUUGGGCUCAUCAGGGUGCCAACAGCGUCAGGCCAUACGGCACCAGGCCAACCACCACAGGAAAGUACGCUUUGGUCUACAAAGGGUUCAGCUUGCAUCCUGAGGAUGUCCUCUACUGGCAGCUCCCUCCAAUGUUCAAAGGGGAUAAGGUGGGCUCCUACGGUGGGCGUCUGAGGUACACCCUCUCCUUCAUCGCCAGUACCAGGGGAAUGCCCAUCGAAGACGCUGACAUUCAGAUCAUUGGCAAUGACAUCACACUGGUGGCACAGCAGUCUUGGCAGAGGGCGCCGGGCACUCGAGAGUCCCGUGAAUUUGAGAUUGCCUUCAAAGAGGAGAACUGGCGUCGCCCUGACGGGAUGCCAGCCACCCGCGAGCACCUGAUGAUGGUCCUGGCCGACCUGGACGACGUCCUGAUCCGCGCCUCCUACUACACGGACAUGCUGUCGGCCAGCAUCUCAGGGGUCAGCAUGGAGGUGGCCGCCCCGAGCUACAACGGCCUGGGCCGAGCCCUGGAGGUGGAGCAGUGCCGCUGCCCGCCCGGGUACCAGGGCCUGUCCUGCCAGGACUGUGCAGCUGGCUACACGCGCACCGGAGGUGGCCUCUACCUGGGCCACUGCGAGCUGUGCGACUGCAAUGGGCACUCAGACACCUGCCACCCUGAGACGGGCAUCUGCACGAGCUGUCUCCAUAACACCAUGGGCGAGUUGUGUGAGCUGUGCGCUCCUGGGUUCUACGGAGACGCCACCACCGGAACACCUGAGGACUGCCAACCCUGCGCCUGUCCACAUACUGACCCCGACAACCAGUUUUCCCUUACCUGUGAGAGCUUAAGUGCAGGAGGUUACAGGUGCACGGCCUGCCAGCCUGGCUACACCGGCCAGUACUGCGAGCGCUGUGCUCCUGGAUACGAGGGAAACCCACAGGAAAGGAUCAAGUGUCGCCCAGAUGGCAGCGCCGCCUCCCUGGUGGUGAAGGUGCACCCAGAGAGGGUGGUCGUGGCCCAGGGCAGCCCCGUAACCCUCAGGUGCCAGGUGACCAGCUCCCCACCCCACCUCUACACCUGGUCCCGUGAGGACGGGCGACCAGUGUCCAGCAACGCGGAGAGACGCAGCUCCUUGCAAAGUGAGGAGCUGUAUUUCGCCAGUGUCCAGCCCAUCGACGCAGGUGUCUACAUCUGCACCUGCCAGGACCAGCGGCACACAAACAGGAGCCGGGCCGAGAUUGUGGUCACCACUGGUUUGGCCAAACCAAUUCAAGUGACAAUCGAGGAGCCCAAAGCACAGAGCGUGUCCGUGGGAUCAACGGUCACCUUCAUCUGCACGGCCAAGAGCACGUCCCCCGCGUACACCCUGGUCUGGACCCGGCGCAACAACGGCAAGCUGCCCAGCCGGGCCAUGGACUUCAACGGCAUCCUCACCAUCCAGAACGUCCAGCCGGAGGACGCAGGCAUGUACGUGUGCACCGCCUCCAACAUGUUGGCCAUGGACGAGGGCACAGCCAUCCUCUACGUGCCAGAGGCCUCUCAGACUCAGAUGUUUUACACGGCCUAUGAAAUGUUUGAAGGACAUAGAGCGCCUGCUGAAGCCUCCCAACCCAUCGCCGUCAUCAACCCCACCGUUCUGACCAUCCAGCAAGGCCAGCGGGCCGAGUUCCGCUGCACGGUGACCGGGAGCCCGACGCCAUCUGUUGAGUGGACGGGUGGCCAGGGUAACCCAGUCACCCCCAACGCCAUCAUCCGCGGUGGCGUCCUGACCAUCCCAGUGGUGGAGCGCUCGGACGAGGGGGAGUACUUCUGCAAGGCGGCGAACGCGCAUGGGGAACACACCGCUCGGGCUGUUCUCUACGUCCACAGUGCCAGUCUGCCUCAUGUCCAGGUGAGCCCCCAGCGCGUGGAGAUUCGUGAGGGGGAGACGUUGAGGCUGUACUGCAGGGCCGGGGGCACGCCCAGGCCAGCCCUCUCCUGGAAGAAGAAAGAAGGCCCGCUGCCCCCCCGGGCCAUUCCCUCUCAUGGUUUCCAUCAGUUUAAAACCGACAGCCUCGAUGUGUUACAGAGACGUAUCGCAGAGAUGCAGGCACACGAAGAGCGCACUGACAUCGGCACCCUAGUCAUCUCCGGCGUCCAGGCCGAAGAUACGGGCACCUACCUGUGUUUGGGCACCAACGGCAUUGGCACUUCCGAGGCGCGCGUCGACGUGACCGUAGUGCAGGCUUUCUCUCCUUUUCUGUCCCCAGGAAUUGCGUCUGAAAUCAGGAUCCAGCCUCCCAUUGCCACUGUGCAGGAAGGACAAUCAUUGGACCUCAGCUGCAUCGUCCCCGGAGACCCACCGCCCUCUGUCACCUGGCAACGAGUGGGCAGGGCCCUCUCCUCCAAUCAUCAGGUUCUGGGGGCCCAGCUGCGGAUUCUCCGGGCCACCGCGUCUGAUUCUGGGGAGUAUAUCUGCCGGAUCAACGGUGGCCCAACGCUCAGGCAGGCUUCCGUGUCUGUUUCUGUGACUGCCAGCUCCGCCCGCCUCCAGACGCCCAUCAUCUCCAUCGAGCCCCACAGCACCUCGGUCCGCCUGGGCGAGUCCACCAGCCUGCGCUGCCGCAUCCACAGCGGGACGCACCCCAUGCGCCUCGAGUGGAAGAUGGUCAACGGCCGGCCCCUGCAGGAUAAUGUGAAAAUAGGACCGGAUGGCUCUGUCCUCACCAUUGUCAAGAGUCGCCGCAGCAACCAGGGGACCUACCGCUGUGUGGCCAGCAACAGCUUCGGCAUAACCCAGAGUCUCGCGUCCCUCAUUGUGAAAGACGGUCCUAAAGUGACAGUGACCCCCAGGGGUAUUGUGGUGGUGAGGAUGGGUGACCCCAUCAACCUGGAGUGCCAGGCAACGGGCGAGCCACGCCCAUUUGUCAGCUGGCACAGAGAGAAUAAUGCCCACAAGACUGUACUCAAUAGCCCCUUGCUCAUGGAUUCCAAUGCUGUGAUGCAGGUGCUGGUGGCCCGGCCAGAGGACUCUGGGACGUACACCUGCGUGGCCCAGAACAGCGAGGGCUCCACAGAGGCGAAGGUGGAGGUGAUCGUGCAGGGCGGGCCGCUGGUGCCCUCUGUGCCCCGCGCCUCGGUGCCCGAACCCCUGAUGCUGGUGGUUGAGGGACAGACCGCCACGCUGCGCUGUGACGCCCACGGCUACCCCACCCCGACUGUUACGUGGUCUAAGCUGCGUUCCCCCAUACCCUGGCAGCACAAAGUGGUGAACAACACCCUGAUUUUGCCCAACGUUGGGCGCCAGGACUCUGGCCAGUACAUCUGCAAUGCCACCAACAACCUAGGCACCACUGAGGUCACUGUCAUGUUGGAUGUGGAGACACCCCCCUACGCCACCUCUCUCCCGGAUGACCUCUCCGUGCGCGUCGGCGAGGUGAUUCGCUUGCAGUGCCUGGCUCAUGGGACUCCGCCCCUGCAUUUUGAUUGGACUAAAGUCGAUGGCAGCCUUCCCGCCAAGGCGGAGGUUCAGGCUGGCAACCUCCAGAUCAACCUGGCAACUGAGGCGGAUGCAGGAACCUACAGGUGUAAAGCCACCAAUAAAGUGGGCUCCAGCGAGGCCCUGGCCAAAGUCACUGUCACAUCGCCUCUGGCAGUUCGUGUGUCCCCCAAUGUGGAGGUGAAAGCGCGAGGCAGCUCUGUGGAGUUCACAUGCUCAGCCAACGGGGGCUUCCAGACCUCCAUCGAGUGGCUGAAGGAGGGCGGCCCACUGCCCCCCAACCACCAGGUUAAGGACGGUGUGCUGAGGAUCGAGAACCUGGAGCAGAACGAUGGAGGCUUCUACAUCUGCCGCGCCACCAGCGAGUUCGGCCAGGCCCAGGACAGCGCCAAGCUCACCAUCCAAGCCCUGCCCAAGGUGAUGAUCAACAUCCGCACCUCGGUGCAGACAGUGGUGCUGGGGAGCUCGGUGGAGUUCCACUGCCAGGCCAUCGGCGAGCCCCAGCCCACCAUCCGGUGGAGCAAGGUGGGGGCCGUGCUGCCCGCCCACGUGCUGGUGCAGGGGGGCAUGCUGAGGAUCGAGCAGGUGGCCCACGGCGAUGCCGGGCAGUACCGCUGCACCGCCACCAACGACGUCGGCUCUGUGCAGUCCCAGGUCGUCCUCAACGUCCAGUCCCUGCCCCAGAUCAUAGCCCAGCCCGAGGUGAAGGACGUGACAGUGGGUUCCACCGCUGUCUUCCCCUGCACAGCCACUGGGCACCCAGUCCCACAGGUCACAUGGUCCAAGAUGGAUGAGGAGCUCCCGUCCAAGGCGACAGAGGAGGCCCACACACUGACCAUCCCGAAUGUGACUGAGGAGGACGCAGGAACGUACAUCUGCACGGCCUCCAACAAGCAGGGCAAGAUCCAGGCCUUCUCCACACUCAACGUUCAUGAGAGAGUGGUGCCCUAUUUCACCCAGACACCUCUGUCUUACCUCACACUGCCUACUAUUAAGAAUGCCUAUAAGGCCUUCUCUAUCAAAAUCACCUUCCGGCCAGACAACGUGGACGGUCUCAUACUGUAUGCUGGAAUGAUCAUCUACAAUGGGCAGAGGAAGACCACAGGAGCUGACUUCAUCUCUUUUGGUCUGGUGGGUGGCCGCCCAGAGUUCAGGUUCGACGUGGGCUCGGGCAUGGCCACUAUUCGCUACCCGACCCCCAUCAAGCUGGGCGAGUUCCACACAGUGGAGCUGUACCGGAACCAGACGCAGGGCUCCAUGGUGGUGGACGGAGAUGCCCCCAUCAAUGGCAGCUCCCAGGGUAAAUUCCAAGGCCUGGAUCUGAACGAGGAACUGUACGUGGGCGGUUACCCAGACUACAGCUUCAUUUCCAAAACUACGGGUCUCAACAGUGGCUUUGUGGGUUGCAUUCGUCAGCUGAUCAUCCAAGGGGAUGAAGUAAUCUUCAAAACCCUGGACCGCAGCUCCACCGGAGUCUCCAACUGUCCCACCUGCAGAGAUCGUCCCUGUCAGAACGGGGGCGUGUGUCGAGACUCAGAGACCAGCAGCUACAAAUGUGACUGUGCCAGAGGGUUCACCGGGAGCAACUGCGAGCACCACUCCGCCCUGCACUGCCACCCAGAAGCCUGCGGGCCGGAUGCCACCUGCAUCAACCGUCAGAACGGCCUGGGCUACGACUGCCGAUGCCACCUGGGCAAAUCUGGGGACAAAUGCAUGGAAGGCACCUUGGUGACCACUCCCCUGUUUGAUGGUGAGGACUCCUUCAUCGCCUACCCGCCCCUCACCAAUAUCCACAACGACCUGCGGGUGGAGCUGGAGUUCAAGCCCAGCGACCCAGACGGUCUGAUGUUCUUCAGUGGGGGGAAGAAGAUGAAGGUGGAGGACUUUGUGUCCCUCUCCCUGGUUGACGGACAUGUGGAGUUCCGCUACGAGUUGGGGACAGGCAUGGCGAUCUUACGCAGCAGGGACCCCGUGACCCUGGAAGAGUGGCACCGAGUCACCGCCGAGCGCCUCAACAAGGACGGCUUUCUGAAGGUGGACCAGGCACCGGAGGUCAGGAGGUCAUCACCGGGGAAGGCCCAAGGCCUGAACAUCCACACCCCAAUGUAUCUGGGUGGGGUCCCCAGCAUGGACAUCCUGCCCAAGCCAGCCAAUAUCACCAUGCUGUUUGAGGGCUGCAUAGGAGAGGUGUCCAUCAAUGGGAAGAAGGUGGACCUGUCCUACAGCUUCACUGAGAGCAGGGCCAUCAGCCAGUGCGUGGACUCCAGCCCCUGCGACCGCCGCCCCUGCCUCCACGGGGGCUCAUGCCUGUCCAGCGCCGAAUACGAGUACCAGUGCCUCUGCCGGGAGGGGUAUGAGGGUGAGCGCUGUGAGGUGGUGAAGGACGCCUGCCAGCGUGACGCCCAGUGCCAGAACGGGGGCAGCUGCACCAACCACCGGUGUGUAUGUGCCGCAGGGUACACCGGCCGAUUCUGCGAGAACGAUUCCCCGAUUCAGUAUAGCGCAUUCUUCCAUGAUGACGGAUACCUGACUCUGCCCAAGCCGAUGUUUCCUAGAAGCGCCCCUGACGCCCCGGAGACCAUUGAGCUGGAGAUCCGCACCACCUCGCCGGAGGGGCUGAUCCUGUGGCAGGGGGUGGAGCCGAUUGGUGCUUUCCGCAGGCUGCAUGCUAGAAACAAGGAACUUGGAGAACAGGGAAAGGGCAAAGACUUCAUAAGCCUUGGCUUACAGAACGGACACCCUGUUUUCAGCUACCAGCUGGGCAGUGGAGAAGCCGAGAUUAUCUCCAAAGAGCCAAUCAAUGAUGGCAACUGGCACAAGCUAACUGCAGUGAGGACCGGUAAACAGGGCUACCUCCAGAUUGACGGAGGGCCCCCUCGAAAAGGACAGUCACAGGGGAAGAUGAUCAUGGUGGACACCAAAGGCAACAUAUUCCUGGGCGGGGCUCCGGACAUGACAGCGCUGACGGGAGGGAAGUUCUCCUCGGGGAUCACGGGCUGCAUUAAGAACGUGGCGCUGACCAACGUGCGGCCCGGCGAGCAGCCGUCUCGGCCAAUCGACCUGCGGGUCCACGCGGAGGACGGCGUCAACGUGGAGCGGUGUUCGCCAUAGCCCCCUCCCCCGCCCCGCCCGCGCGAAUGGAGACAAGGCCCAGAGACUUCAGAGAAAAAAACACUCACACACACACUCACACGCAUACACAGACACACAGACACACACACCUGCACACACAAACACAUACACUUGCCAGCGAAAUGGUGCUCAGCUGUUACCAAAAAUACAAAAACAUUGUCUUUGCUCUGUGCUGCAUAAAACCAAAAAAAAACUAAACAAUGUUAGCUUUUCUCACAAAAUCUUCCUCGUUUUUGCAUUGUCAAUGAAGGACUAUUUCUACAGAAUAUCUGUCUCAGUUUACAUGCUCCCAGCAGUAGCUUUUAACCAUGAAGAGAAACAAACAGUAGGCCUUCCACAAUGGGCCAGUUUUUUCAGAGUUGAAGAUGUUUUAACAGCACUGAAUUUUUAUUUAUAUACAUAUAUAUAUUUGUGAGGGGGUGGAGAGAAUACAAACUAACCAUAACUUGCUCUUCUGUUUCCUGGAGUUGAUUCUGGGUCCUAAUACUGUGUGUCCAAGGCUUUUUGGCCUAGUUGUGUUAAUACUUGAAGAUGUUUUAGGCCUCCUCUCUCUCAUCUAUCUUAGCUUUUCCUUUCCCACAACCAUUUGAGCAAGCAUGCUCAGAGCUUUCUUUUUUUAACAAUGGGGGGCAAAGUCUAGAGUCACGGCACAAGUAGAAUCAGGAUACCGGAUCUCAGGUGAAGAAGCUAUGCAAAAAAUAAUAAAAUUAAAUAAAAAACACAAAAGCAAUGGUGCCUUCUGUCAUGCCAGACCACUUGGUUUUGUUCCAUUUGUUUUUUUUUUUUUAAUAUAGGAAAUGAUGUGCCUUCCGUUAAAAUUUCUUGGUGCUGUUGGUGACAGAAGUGAUCAAACUCAGCCUGAGUUGAGUUAAUGUCAGGAAGAAAGUCACUUCCGUGUCACUGCUGUUUUCCGUGACCUUUUUUUUGAAACUGCUUAGCUUUUUUCCCAACUCUACCCCCACCCCCCACCCACCUCACCAUAUUAUACAGUACAGCAUUCA